Molecule: messenger RNA, 5035 nt
Organism: Jaculus jaculus (lesser Egyptian jerboa)
Lineage: Eukaryota; Metazoa; Chordata; Mammalia; Rodentia; Dipodidae
Gene: Col1a2
Product: collagen type I alpha 2 chain
Exons: 52
Coding region: 126-4226 (1366 amino acids)
Molecular function (GO): extracellular matrix structural constituent
Source: RefSeq, a predicted model, not a curated record
GCAGGAGGUUUCGGCUAAGUUGGAGGGACUGGCCACGACUGCAUGCCGGUGCCUGCCAGGUGAUAACCGCCUCCGGUGACCCAAGGGCCUGCGACACAAGGAGUCUGCAUGUCUAAGUGGUAGACAUGCUCAGCUUUGUGGAUACGCGGACUCUGUUGCUGCUUGCAGUAACUUCGUGCCUAGCAACAUGCCAAUCUUUACAAGAGGGAAUUCUAACAAAGGGCCCCACUGGAGAUAGAGGACCACGUGGAGAAAGGGGUCCACCAGGUCCGCCAGGCAGAGAUGGUAAAGAUGGUCUCAACGGCCCUCCUGGUCCACCUGGCCCUCCUGGCCCCCCUGGUCUUGGCGGGAAUUUUGCUGCUCAGUAUGAUGGGAAAGGAGUUUCACUUGGCCCUGGGCCAAUGGGUUUAAUGGGACCCCGAGGCCCUCCUGGUGCUGCUGGAGCCCCUGGCCCUCAAGGUUUCCAAGGACCUGCUGGUGAGCCUGGUGAACCUGGUCAGACGGGUCCUGCUGGUGCUCGUGGUCCGCCUGGUGCUCCUGGCAAGGCUGGUGAGGAUGGUAACCCUGGAAAGCCUGGACGACCUGGUGAGAGAGGAGUUGUCGGACCACAGGGUGCUCGUGGUUUCCCUGGCACUCCAGGACUUCCUGGCUUCAAAGGCGUGCGGGGACACAGUGGUAUGGAUGGAUUGAAGGGACAAGCUGGUGCCCCAGGUGUGAAGGGUGAACCUGGUGCCCCUGGUGAAAAUGGAACUCCAGGUCAAGCAGGAGCUCGUGGACUUCCUGGUGAGAGAGGACGUGUUGGUGCUCCUGGCCCAGCUGGUGCUCGUGGCAGUGAUGGCAGUGUUGGUCCUGUGGGUCCUGCUGGUCCCAUUGGGUCUGCUGGCCCGCCUGGCUUCCCUGGUGCACCUGGUCCCAAGGGUGAACUUGGACCUGUUGGUAACCCUGGUGCUUCUGGUCCUGCUGGUCCCCGUGGUGAAGUGGGACUUCCAGGUGUCUCUGGCCCUGUUGGACCUCCUGGAAAUCCUGGAGCAAAUGGUCUCACUGGUUCCAAGGGUGCUGCUGGCCUUCCAGGCGUUGCUGGGGCUCCUGGUCUCCCUGGACCCCGUGGUAUUCCUGGUCCUGUGGGUGCUGCUGGUGCCUCUGGCCCUAGAGGACUUGUUGGUGAGCCUGGCCCAGCUGGCUCCAAAGGAGAGACCGGUAACAAGGGUGAGCCUGGUUCUGCUGGGCCCCAAGGUCCUCCUGGCCCCAGUGGAGAAGAAGGAAAGAGAGGCUCGCCUGGCGAACCUGGAUCUGCUGGCCCUGUGGGGCCUGCUGGACUGAGAGGCAGUCCUGGCUCUCGUGGUCUUCCUGGAGCUGAUGGUAGAGCUGGUGUCAUGGGUCCCCCUGGAAGUCGUGGUUCAAGUGGCCCUGCUGGAGCCCGAGGCCCUAAUGGAGAUCCUGGUCGCCCAGGAGAACCUGGCCUCAUGGGACCCAGAGGUCUUCCUGGUUCCCCUGGAAGUGUCGGCCCAUCUGGUAAAGAAGGUCCUGUAGGCCUCCCUGGUAUUGAUGGCAGACCUGGCCCUAUUGGCCCAGCUGGAACAAGAGGCGAGGCUGGCAAUAUUGGAUUCCCUGGACCCAAAGGCCCCACUGGUGACCCUGGCAAAAAUGGUGAUAAAGGACAUCCUGGUCUUGCUGGUGCUCGGGGUGCUCCAGGUCCUGAUGGGAAUAAUGGUGCUCAGGGACCUCCUGGACCCCAGGGUGUCCAAGGUGGCAAAGGUGACCAGGGUCCUGCUGGCCCUCCAGGCUUCCAGGGUCUGCCUGGCCCCUCGGGUACCACUGGUGAAGUUGGCAAACCAGGAGAAAGGGGUAUCCCUGGUGAAUUUGGCCUCCCUGGUCCUGCUGGUCCUAGAGGGGAACGGGGUCCCCCAGGGGAGAGUGGAGCUGCUGGCCCUUCCGGUCCUGUUGGAAGCCGAGGUCCCUCUGGCCCCCCAGGGCCUGAUGGAAACAAGGGUGAAGCUGGUGCCAUCGGUGCCCCAGGCAACGCUGGUGCUUCUGGCCCUGGUGGGCUCCCAGGGGAGAGAGGUGCUGCUGGCAUGCCUGGAGGCAAGGGAGAAAAGGGAGAAACUGGCCUCAGAGGUGAAACUGGUAACACUGGCAGAGAUGGAGCUCGUGGUGCUCCUGGUGCUGUAGGUGCCCCUGGUCCUGCUGGAGCCACAGGUGAUCGGGGUGAAGCUGGUUCUGCUGGUCCUGCUGGCCCAGCUGGUCCUCGAGGUAGCCCUGGUGAACGUGGUGAGGUUGGUCCUGCUGGACCCAAUGGAUUUGCUGGUCCUGCUGGUGCUGCUGGUCAAGCUGGUGCUAAAGGAGAGAAAGGAACCAAAGGCCCUAAGGGUGAAAAUGGUGUCGUUGGUCCUGCCGGGCCUGUUGGAGCUGCUGGGCCAUCUGGUCCAAAUGGUCCCCCUGGGCCUGUUGGCGGUCGUGGUGAUGGAGGGCCCCCUGGUAUGACUGGUUUCCCUGGUGCUGCUGGACGAACUGGUCCCCCUGGACCCAGUGGUAUUACUGGCCCUCCUGGUCCUCCUGGUGCUGCUGGUAAAGAAGGGCUUCGUGGUCCUCGUGGUGACCAAGGUCCAGUGGGAAGAACUGGAGAAACAGGUGCAUCUGGCCCUCCUGGCUUUACUGGUGAGAAGGGUCCCUCUGGAGAGCCUGGUACUGCUGGACCCCCUGGCACACCAGGUCCUCAGGGUCUUCUUGGUGCUCCUGGCAUUCUGGGUCUGCCUGGCUCUCGAGGUGAACGUGGUCUGCCAGGUAUUGCUGGUGCUUUGGGUGAACCUGGUCCUCUGGGCAUCUCAGGUCCUCCUGGUGCCCGUGGUCCUCCUGGUGCUGUGGGCAAUCCUGGAGUCAAUGGUGCCCCUGGUGAAGCUGGCCGUGAUGGAAAUCCUGGCAGUGAUGGUCCCCCAGGUCGUGAUGGUCAACCUGGACACAAGGGAGAUCGUGGUUACCCUGGCAAUGCUGGUCCCGCUGGUGCUGCAGGUGCACCUGGUCCUCAUGGCCCUGUGGGUCCUGCUGGCAAACAUGGAAACCGUGGUGAACCUGGUGCUGCUGGUUCUGUUGGUCCCGUUGGUGCUGUUGGUCCAAGAGGUCCUAGUGGCCCUCAAGGUGUGCGAGGAGACAAGGGAGAGCCUGGAGAUAAAGGACACAGAGGUCUUCCUGGACUAAAGGGGCACCCUGGAUUGCAGGGUCUUCCCGGCCAUGCUGGCCAACAUGGUGACCAAGGUUCUCCUGGCCCCGUGGGUCCUGCUGGCCCUAGGGGUCCUGCUGGUCCCUCUGGCCCUGCUGGCAAAGAUGGUCGCUCUGGACAACCUGGUGCAGUCGGACCUGCUGGUGUUCGAGGCUCUCAGGGUAGCCAAGGUCCUGCUGGCCCUCCUGGUCCCCCAGGUCUCCCUGGACCUCCUGGCAUAAGUGGAGGUGGUUAUGACUUUGGUUUUGAUGGAGAUUUCUACAGAGCUGACCAGCCUCGCUCACCACCUUCUCUCAGACCCAAGGAUUAUGAAGUCGAUGCUACUCUGAAAUCUCUCAACAACCAGAUUGAGACUCUUCUUACUCCUGAAGGCUCUAGAAAGAACCCAGCACGCACAUGCCGGGACUUAAGACUCAGUCACCCAGAAUGGAGCAGCGGUUAUUACUGGAUUGACCCUAACCAAGGAUGCACUAUGGAUGCUAUCAAAGUGUUCUGUGAUUUCUCUACUGGGGAAACCUGCAUCCAGGCCCAACCUGUCAACCCCCCAGCCAAGAACUGGUACAGGACCUCCCAGACCAACAAGCACAUCUGGUUGGGCGAAACUAUCAAUGGUGGCAGCCAGUUUGAAUACAAUGUAGAAGGAGUUACCUCCAAGGAAAUGGCUACUCAAUUUGCCUUCAUGCGCCUGCUUGCCAACCGAGCCUCCCAGAACAUCACCUACCAUUGCAGGAACAGCAUUGCAUACCUGGAUGAGGAGACUGGCAGCCUGAACAAGGCUGUCAUUCUACAGGGCUCAAAUGAUGUGGAACUUGUUGCUGAGGGCAACAGCAGGUUCACUUACACUGUCCUUGUAGAUGGAUGCUCUAAAAAGACAGAUGAAUGGGGAAAGACAAUCAUUGAGUACAAGACCAACAAACCGUCCCGCCUGCCAUUCCUUGAUAUUGCACCUUUGGACAUCGGUGGUGCUGACCAAGAAUUCUAUGUGGACGUUGGCCCAGUGUGUUUCAAAUAAAUGAACUCAACCUAAAUUAAAAGCCAAAAACCCAGAAACCUGAAAAAGAAACUUUCUCUUUGCCAUUUCUUCUUCUUUUUUAACUGAAAGCUGAAUCCUUCCAUUUCUUCUGCACAUCUCCUUGCUUAAAUCAUGGGCAAAAGAGAAGGAUUGAUAGAGCAUUGUGCAAUACAAUUCAGUUGACUCCCCUCCCCUCCCCCAAACGUUUUGAAUUUUUUUUUCAACACUCUGACACCUGUUGUGGAAAAUGUCAACCUUUGUAAGAAAACCAAAAUAAAAAUUGAAAAAUAAAAUAAAAAUAACCAUGAACAUUUGCACCACUUGUGGCUUCUGACUAUCUUCCACAGAGGGAAGUUUAAAACCCAAACUUCCAAAGGUUUAAACUACCUCAAGACACUUUCCUAUGAGAGCAACACAUUUUGUUAGGUGUGGACCUGGACAGACAUGAACUGAGGUACUUGUUUUGUUUUGUUCACAGUGCAAAGGUGCUAAUCAAUAGUAUUUCAGAUACUUGAAGAAUGUCAACGGUGCUAGAAGAAUUAGAAAAUACUCAUCUGUACUGAGUUGUGUCAUGUGGUUUUUUAUUUGAUUCAGUGUCCGUAUUUUCCGUCAUAUCCCCAAGUAAAAGUAUGAAGAUCAUUUGCCCAAGUUGUUCUCUUCUUUAUAUUCAGUAUUUGUUUUCUACCAGUCUCAUUUUCUUUCUUUUCCAUGGCUCCAAAAAAGUCUUGUUUCUUUGACAAGCAGAAAAAUUAAAUUGUACCUAUUUUGUAUAUGUGAGAUGUUUAAAUAAAUUGUGAAAAUGAAAUAAA